Molecule: messenger RNA, 476 nt
Organism: Cladocopium goreaui
Lineage: Eukaryota; Dinophyceae; Suessiales; Symbiodiniaceae
Source: the annotation of a GenBank genome assembly
AGGACGCUUACAGGAGCCAAGGAGAUCUUCUACAAGUACGCUUCGUGUCGCCAUGUAUGGAUGGAGGUCUUUCUGAAGUUAGUCUCGGUGUCCUUGGUCUCCAGCGACUCCAUGGGCGACUUCGGCUUCCAGCUCUCGGUGGCCAUCUGUUUGGUGACCGCUGCGACCAUAUCGCUAGCGCGACCCUACGCGCAGCCGCAGGUGAACACCCUUCACAGCGUAUGCUUUGCAAGCUUGGCGAUGGCAUCCGUGGGCUUCUAUCACCACUUUCCGUGGUUGAGCCGUGGUGCUUUGCUGCUUCCCUUCCUCCUAGCUGCUCUACAGCUGCUGCGCCCAGAUAGUGCAGAAGCUCUCAGUGUGCGACUCUUUGACGAGCUGACGAAAGUAGAGGAGCUGAAAGAUGGAAAAGAGGUCUGCUUAGAUGUGGAGCUGUGGCAGUUCGUGUGAGUCGAAACAAAAAGUUGCGAUGGUUAAAA